Messenger RNA from Pogoniulus pusillus (Red-fronted tinkerbird), 4709 nucleotides. RefSeq names its product AT-rich interaction domain 3A (gene ARID3A). Gene Ontology annotation, molecular function: DNA binding. The record is from RefSeq and is a predicted model, not a curated record. Gene Ontology annotation, biological process: regulation of transcription by RNA polymerase II. Lineage: Eukaryota; Metazoa; Chordata; Aves; Piciformes; Lybiidae. Gene Ontology annotation, cellular component: nucleus. The transcript has 9 exons. Bases 657 to 2519 code for a protein of 620 amino acids.
AGCCGUGCGGGCACCGAACGCGCCCCGGCCCCGCCGCAGCCCGAGCCCCGGGCGGCUGCGGCUGCUAUGCGGCUUCGCGGCGCACGGCCUCCACCGGGUUUGCGCCGACGCCUGGCGGAAGCCGAACGGGCUGAGGACUAGAGACGCCUGGCCCCGAGCGGGGGAACCCUGCAUUAACCCAAGGCUGCCACCGCCUCCAGAAGGUGCCCGGUUGGUGAGGGACUGGAUGAUGUGCCAGACCGCAGCCACUGCCUGUUGAGCCCGCAGAGGUUUCAGCGCCCGCCCAGGACACGCUCACUGACAGCAGCAGCACCCUGACCCCGACAAGCCAGCUCUGUGCCCCUGGCUUCUGCCAGAGCCCUCGAGUGAAGGAGCCACCAGGUCAGGGCCAAGGGGGUCAGGGGGCACACGUCCUUCUGCCCUGACCCAGUGGCAAUUCUUGCCUUGACUCGCCUGAAGACCCUCCACUGCCCUCACCCCUCUGGCAGCCCUCUCACAGGGCUGCUCCCCACCCCGGCACUGCUCGGCCUUGGACCCCAGCCCCGCUGGAGCGCGGCAGCCUGCCGGGCGCAGCCCCCAACCCCUCCCGGGUGCUGCCCCCGGGGUGCAUUGCCCCUCGCCUCCCUGGGGACCCUCCACCCGCUGCCGGCAGAGCCAUGAAGCUGCAGGCGGUGAUGGAGAACCUGCAGCGGCAGCAGCGUGCACGGCUGCAGCAGGCACUGGAAGCUCGGCAGCAGGAGCAGCAGCAACGCUCCACAACACCCCCGACGCAGCCCCCACCCGCCCCAGGGCAGCUCCCCACCAGCACCCCAGCACGGGGCCGUGGGCAGGAUCCAGCCCCGGUGCCCUCGGAGGAAGGAGCAGAGCCUGAAAGUGCACACAUCCAGCGGGCACAGAUGGCUGCCCUGGCUGCCAUGCGGGCAGCGGCUGCUGGCCUCAGCCACUCAUCCAGCCCGGGGCUGUCGGAUGAGAGCCAGGCCUCCGAGGAGGAGGAGGAGCGUGGGGAGGAGGAAGAGGAGGAUGGUGAAUACCAGCAAGAGAUGGGCUCUGAGGAGGAGGAGGAACUAAAAGGCAAAUGGGAUGAGGAUGACUUUGAAGAGGAUAUGGGCGAGGAGGAGGAAGAAGAGGAAGAGGAGGAGGAGGAAGAGGAAGACUAUGAGGAGGAGGAAGAAAUGGGAGAGGAAGGGCUCAGCUCGGCAGAGGCGGUGCGGGCAGGCACGGGACCCCUGCUGCUCCGCAAGCCCCCAGCACCCCAACACUACCGAGGCGAGCCGCAGAGGCUGCCAGGCGGGCAGGAGCGGCUGCCCUCCGGACUGGGCCACGCACAGCCCCCGCCCGCACCGCCCGACCACGGCGACUGGACCUACGAGGAGCAGUUCAAGCAACUUUACGAGCUGGAUGGUGACCCCAGGAGGAAGGAGUUCCUGGACGACCUCUUCAGCUUCAUGCAGAAGCGAGGGACCCCUGUCAACCGGAUCCCCAUCAUGGCCAAGCAGGUGCUGGACCUCUACAUGCUGUACACGCUGGUGACAGAGAAGGGUGGCCUGGUGGAGGUCAUCAACAAGAAGCUGUGGCGAGAGAUCACCAAGGGGCUGAACCUGCCCACGUCCAUCACCAGCGCUGCCUUCACCCUGCGCACCCAGUACAUGAAGUACCUGUACCCCUACGAGUGUGAGAAGCGAGGCCUGAGCAACCCCAACGAGCUGCAAGCAGCCAUCGACAGCAACCGCCGGGAGGGUCGCAGGCAGGGCUUUGGCAGCUCCCUCUUCACCUACUCGCCCGGAGGCACUCACGGCCUCCUCUCCUCCCCCAAGCUGCCGGUGCCGGCGCUGGGGCUGGCCUCAGCCACCAACGGCAGCUCCAUUGCUCCCGUCCAGAAGAUCAAGAAAGAGGAGGACUCCCCCAUCCCCAUCUCCAUGCCCAGCCGGCUGCCAGUCUCACUGGCUGGUCACCCUGUGGUGGCAGCCCAGGCGGCUGCGGUGCAGGUGGCAGCGGCUGCCCAAGCCGCGGCGCUGGAGCAGCUGCGGGAGAAGCUGGAGUCGGGGGAGCCCCCGGAGAAGAAGAUGGCACUGGUGACAGACGAGCAGCAGCGGCUGAUGCAGCGGGCACUGCAGCAGAACCUCCUGGCCAUGACGGCCCAGCUGCCCAUGAGCAUCCGCAUCAACAGCCAGGGCACCCGCUCACCAGAGAACCGCCAGGACUCGGCCACCAGCCUGAGCAGCAACGGCACCAACAGCAUCAGCAUGUCAGUGGAGAUCAACGGUAUCGUCUACACAGGUGUGCUGUUUGCCCAGACGCCAGGCCCUUCCUCCUCAUCUUCCUCCUCCUCCUCCUCGCUCCCCUCCUACAGCAAAGGCAAUGGAGGCAGCAGCAGCAGCAGCAGCAGCCGGAGCAGCGGCAGUGGCGGCGCUGGCGGAGGGGUGGGCAGCAGUGGCGGCAGCGGUGGCAGUGUGCCCCCCACAGCGCCAGCCAGCCUGGCUGUGCCCCCCAGCUCUACCUCCAACAAUGCUUCGCCUUAAUACCCCCAGCCCCUGGCCAGUGCUGGCAGCCCCAAGCACAGCAGCCAGCGGGUUGGGGUCUCACUGGGGGCUUGGCCAGGGUCUGGCUGGGGUCUCACCAGUCUUGGUCAGGAUCUGCCUGGGGUCUGACCAGGGCCGUACUGGAGUCUGCCUGGGACUUCACUAGGAUCUCCCAGGAGUCUGGUCAGGAUCUGGCUGGGAUUUCACCAAGAUCUCACCAGAGUCUGGCCAGGGACUGGAUGGGAUCUGAUCAGGGCCUUACUAGGUUCUGGCUAGGGUUUGGCUGGGAUUUCAGCAGUGUCUCACUGGAGUCUGGAGAGGAACUUAUCAGGGAUUCUCCAGGAUCUGCCUGGGGACUCAUUGGACUCUGGCCAAGGUCUUGCUGGAGUCUCACCACAGUCUGGCCAGGGUGUGGCUGGGAUCUCACUCACUGAGAGUCUCACCCAGGUCUGUUUGGGAUCUCAGUGGAAUCUCACCAGGUUCUGGCUGGGAUCUGACUGGGAGUUUCACAUGGGUAUGGCUGGCAUCUCCGUGUGAUCUCUCCAGGGGCUGGCCAGGGGCUGGCUGGCAUCUCAGUGUGGUCUCACCAGGGUCUGGCUGAGAUCUCAGUGUGGUCUGGCCAGGGGCUGGCUGAGAUCUCAGUGUGGUCUGGCCAGGGGCUGGCUGAGAUCUCAGUGUGGUCUCCCCAGGGUCUGGCCAGGAUCUGGCUGGGAUCUAACUGGGACUCUCCCCAGGGUUUGGCUGGGAUCUAACUGGGACUCUCCCCAGGGUCUGGCUGGGAUCUCAGUGUGGUCUCCUCAGGGUCUCCUCAGGGUCUGGCUGGGAUCUAACUGAUCUAACUGGGAGUCUCCCCAGGGCUUGGCUGGGAUUUAACUGGGAGUCUCCCCAGGGUCUGGCUGAGAUCUCAGUGUGGUCUCCCCAGGGUCUGCCCAGGUCCUGCCCUUGUUCUGGUGUUGUUGUUUUUUUCCUUUGCGAGGAGAAAAGCUUUAACCCCCGAGGCGGGGGUGUGGGGGGGAAGGAGGAGGAGAGGAGGAGGAGGAGGAGGAGGGGAAGUUUUUUGCCAGAGCCACCGGUUGGUUACGUCCCAGUGCGCCGCGGCCGGUCCGGGACCGUUUUACCUCACUCACAUCACACUUUGCACUGUACAUUUAUUAGAAUUGUAAUUAUUAUUGUUAUUAUUAUUAUUUUUUAAACUCGAGUUACCUCCAGACAGACGCACGGACGCCUGCCGAGCUGAGCUUUAGUGACCCGACCCUCCCCCCCCCCCCGCCCCCUGCCCGCCCUGGCACUCUCCAAAGGAAACAACAACCAAAAAAAAACACAAAACCCACCAAAAACAGAGAAACAAAGAAACAGAAUUGGAAAUCAGGAGAUUGGAUUUAUUUAGAGCCUUUUUUUUUCCCUUUCCCCCCUCUUUUUUUUCCCCCUCUCCUUUAUUUCAUCUUUUUUUCCUCUUUUUUUUCUCUUUAUUUUUCCUCCCCUUUCCCCCCCCCUUUAUCCCAAUUCCCCCCUUUUUUCCCUCCCCUUCCCUCCAUCCUUUACCUCCCUUUUUUCUCCCCUUUCCCCAUCCUUUUUUCUCCCCUUUCCCUCCCUCUUCCCCCCUUUUUUCUCUCCUUUCCCUCUCUCUUCUCCCCUUUUUUCUCUCCUUUCCCUCUCUCUUCCCCCCUUUUUUCUUCCCUUUCCCUCCCUCUUCUCCCUCUUUUUUCUCCCCUUCCCCCCCUUUUUCCUCACUUUCUCAUUCUUUUUUUCUCCCCUUUUUGCCCUGCUUUUUUCCUCCCCAUCCCCCCCUUUUUUGUCCCACUUCCCUCACAUUUUUUCUCCCCUUUCCCUCCUAUUCUUCCUUCUCUGCCCCCCCUUUUUUCCUCCUCUUUCCCCGCCUUUCUCUCUUUUUCCCCACCCUUCCCCCUCCUUUUUUCUCCCCUCCCUUUUCCUCCACUUUCUCCCCCUUUUUCCCUCUUCUUGCCCCCCUUUUUUUCUCCCUUUCCCCCCCUUUUUUGUCCCACUUCCCCUCCUUUUUAUCUCCCCUUUCCCCCUUCCCUCCCUUUUUUCUCCCCUUUGUUCCUCUUCCCCCCCUUUUUUCUCUCCUUCCCCCCCUUUUCUCCCCUUUCCCCUCCCUUUUUUAUCCCCUUCCCCCCCUUUUUUCAUUCCAUUCCCCCCCUUUUUCUCCCCUUUCCCCCUCUUUUUUUAUCC